AUGGCUGCGCCCGUGACGUGGGUUUAUGCCGAGUCGUUUCCUUCACAUAUACCUGCAUCCCAAGCUCUUGUCAGUAGGGAACAAUUUUAUAAUUUUUUUCCUGAUUACAAGGACCCGUCGUCCACACUGUUGUAUUCGCAUUGUAAGUCAAAAGCGGGUAUUUUGAUCCGCGCAUACUUAGCAUCCGAAGAAGAGACGCCGAGAUGCGAGUCUCCAGCGCACAGCAAUAACAAACACACUUUGAGAGUUUUUGCAAGCAAAUCGUUUUUGAAACACUAUCGCCUCUUAAAGGGAUCGAAGGGUGUUGUGCGUCUUUUUCAGCCACUGCCAUUAAGUAAACUUGUAAUUGGUGCACGAAGUAGACAUGGUUUCAAGUGGGCUACAUCUGAAAACUUCUCCAAUGGCUUGCACAAUCUGGCGUCCUGUCAGGACCAGGCACCUUUGGUCAGACAAGGUGACUCCCUGUCGUUGCCUCUUCGGUCGUUGGCUUGCGAUAAUCUCAUUCAAGGUCAUCAUAACUUGUCCGAUUUAUUUGUCCUGGAGUCCUAUCCUGUGACGCAGGGCGUCGUCACUGUCAAUACCAGUGUGGUGGUAGCUGACUGUCAAGACAUCAGUUCAUGUCAGACCUUAAAUGAGAACCUGAGCCACAGCUCUGGUCACUCUACGCCUCUCAUCGCCUCUGAUUUCGCCCAUUACGCCAAUAGUCUGAGCAGUGGGGACUUUUUGUUGGGCAAUGCGUCAUUGGUCAACUCUGGAUUCUCUGGGUUUGUACAGGCUCUGGAGUGCAGGGUCGAUAUCAAGGUAGUCGAUAUCCACAGCCUCUGCCAGCAAGGUGCAAUCAUAUUCAGAAAUGACCAAGAAUCCUCCCUCGACAAGGACAGCACCAUUUUUCUCAGCAAGAAUUUGCUACUGAAACUCGGCUUGUUCAAUGGCGAAUGGGUCAUGGUGUCCAAAUUGUGUGCUACCCUGGACAGGAAUAAGAGUGCAGUGAGUCUAGAGUCAACUCAAAGCCCGGACAGAUCAGAAAGCAAGAAGGCAGUCAAACCCAAAGCUGACCAGCACAUUGCCUCUGUAGUUGUGGUGGACUUUGCCAAGGGUUCCAGUUCCGCGGCGCUCAGUGAUACCGUUGGCGUGAUCUCCUUGGUUCACUGGUUCAACUUGACCAAUGGGGAGCUGCUUCCUCGGGGCAGCAAAAGCCAAGUUAAACUCAAGAGGUGGAAUCCUCACUCCUCUCAACCAGGAUGUCAGCUGUCGGAGAGCUCCUCCAGGUCUGCCUCACCGCAGUUUGCCAAAGAGCUCCACAUCGAGGCCGUCAGGUCACCUGGCUUCAACUUGCACAGCCUCUCCGAUGCACUUCUUCAUCAGUACUUCACAACACCAAGGUUGUUAAAGCAGGGCAGUGUCAUUAGCAUCCCAACGUCGGGACAGCCUGAAGUUCUGGAGGCCUGUGGUGAGGGUGUAACAAGGUGGCCAUUCCUGUCGUUCAAAGUCAAGAAAAUAUGUGGCACAGAUGGAUCGGGACCCUACCUGGCAGAUGCAACCCAUUCCAGUCUGUACAUGGAGGGCAGCACUAGUGGUCCAGUCCCAUGGGUCAGUUCAAACGGCCCGUCCUUUUGGACGCACCUGUCUCCCGCUGGCCUGUCCAGCACAGUGGAGCAGCUGGUGACCAUUAUUCAUCCCUACGUGAAGGAAAGCUCCCCUGUGUUCCAUGGGAAGUGUUCCGUCCUUCUGAGGGGGCCUAGCGGCUGUGGCAAAGUCACCGUCACCAGGGCUACGUGCAGGAGGCUGCACCUGCAUCUGCUAAAGGUUGACUGUGUCACCUUGUGCGCUGACACGGCCGCCGCCUGUGAGGUCAAGAUGCGGAUGGUGUUCCAGAAGGCCGAGUUCCAUAAGCCCUGCGUCCUGCUGCUACGCAACUUCCAGUUGCUAGGGCAACCGCGCGACGGCACGGUAACGGAUGCAAGAGUACUGGCUGCACUCUGUCAGUUUAUAGAGAACCUCCCACCCAGUGUUGUGGUGGUGGCCUCUGUCAGCAACGCUAAGGAGCUCUCCUCCGGCGUCUUGGCCGCGUUCGUCCAUCAGGUGGUCAUGGAGUGCCCGACGGAAGACCAGAGGAGGGCGAUGCUGGGCAUGCUCAGUGAGGAGAUUACCCUGGGGAAGGACGUCAACCUCAGCAAGCUGGCCAGGCAGACUGUGGGGUUUGUCUUGGGAGACCUUUGUGUACUCGUGACUCUUGCUGGAAAACAAGCUCACAAAAGAAUCGUGGAAACAAGCUUCCCAGGAGGAGAGAUCAUCAGCGUGCAGCAGGAGGAGGAUCUGAGGGCCUCGGGCGUCAGCAUCCAGGAUGAGGACUUCAGGGUUGCCCUGGAGACGCUGCAGGAGAUGCACUCACAGGCCCUCGGGGCCCCCAAGAUUCCCUCGGUGCGGUGGCAGGACGUAGGCGGCCUCCAGCAGGUGAAGAGGGACAUCAUGGACACCAUCCAGCUGCCGCUGGAGCACCCGGAGCUGGCCGCGCUGGGCCUCAAGAGGUCGGGCCUGCUCCUCUACGGGCCGCCCGGCACCGGGAAGACCCUGCUGGCCAAGGCCGUCGCCACCGAGUGCUCUCUGACCUUCCUGAGUGUGAAGGGGCCGGAGCUGCUCAACAUGUACGUGGGCCAGAGCGAGGACAACGUCAGAGAAGUGUUUUCUAAGGCCCGCGCCGCUUCUCCUUGCAUCAUCUUCUUUGAUGAGCUGGACUCGCUGGCUCCCAACAGAGGCCGCAGUGGAGACUCAGGGGGCGUGAUGGACAGAGUGGUAUCACAGCUGCUUGCGGAGCUUGACGGUCUGCAUUCAACUGGUGACGUAUUCGUGAUCGGAGCUACCAACCGCCCAGACCUCCUCGACCAAUCCCUGCUUAGGCCUGGAAGGUUUGACAAGCUGGUCUAUGUAGGGGCAAACGACAACAAGGACUCUCAGUUGCAAGUUCUGAAGGCCAUUACAAGAAAGUUCAGACUGGAGCCAGGGGUGUGUCUGGAGGAUGUGGUGGCCCAGACCCCUCCCCAGAUGACGGGAGCAGACCUCUACGCCCUCUGCUCCGACGCCAUGAUGGCCGCCGUCAAGAGGAAGAUUGAGCGCAUCAGCACCGGCCUGGAGGAAGAGAGUGGAGAUCUACUGAUCUCAGCCGAGGACUUCAACCAAGCUUUGAGCAAUGUGAAGCCUUCCCUGUCUGAUCAAGAGCUGCUCAAAUACAAGUACAUACAGCAGAACCUCAGCAUGAAGUAACAAAAGGUUAUAUCUGCUAUAUCUUUUGUUAUAACAGGACUUGUGUUACUCGCUACUUGGCUAGCUUCAUUAAUCUCAGUAAUUUAUGGUAGGUGUUGGAACAUCAGAUUACCAGUUUUACAGGAAGUUUAUAGGAAAUGGCAACAAUGCAGUCAGACCUGAAAUCCAGCUCAUUUUAGACACAAAUUACAUGUAAUCCUGUUAAAAUGAUUUCAUUGCCAGAACGCACACACGCACACACCCAUACAAACAAAUGAUCAGGGCCAUCUAUGUACAAUUGUUUUCAUCAAUCAAAUUUAGGUUGUGCCUCAAAAGUAUCUGAAUUCAAAAUCAAACUUAGUCACAUUAAUUCCCUUCUUCUACAGAUAAUUACAGCAAGGGAAAAGUGCUUGCUGUAUCUUUGAUACGUAAAUUGUUAUAUAAUAUAUUGUGACUCAUUAUAUUAAGCAAAUUCAGACUGCUAAUUUAGGUUGUGCCUAAAUGAAUAUAAAAUGACACUGUCAUUUCUUCUUAAUGAAGAUAAUUAUUGCAGAACAACCUUAUCUUGGGGUUCAAAAAUUGCUUUGCAUUAUCUGGUGACACUUUAUAUUAAACACAUUCAGACUGGUACUUUUACACCAUGAAAAAUCAAAAGAAGCUGAUCUACAACUGUAAAAUUUAGUUGGUUACCAGUCUGUGGCAAAACACUUGAGUCUUCCAUGUCUCUGAUCCACCAAAGGUACUUUCUGAUUAGAUCACAGACGACAACGGGACAACGUUAAUAUAAAGUGUUACCAAGUUUAUUUAAUGUAAUGUCGUGUAAAUAAUGUCUAAAAAUGUAAAUUCAGAGAAUUUGAAAAUGUAAUUAACUUUGCACCUGUCAUCACAUAAAAUCUUAAAAUAAAAGAUGGAGACACAGUGAACACA
Molecule: messenger RNA, 4167 nt
Organism: Engraulis encrasicolus (European anchovy)
Lineage: Eukaryota; Metazoa; Chordata; Actinopteri; Clupeiformes; Engraulidae
Gene: pex6
Product: peroxisomal biogenesis factor 6
Exons: 17
Coding region: 1-3261 (1086 amino acids)
Biological process (GO): protein import into peroxisome matrix
Cellular component (GO): cytosol; peroxisomal membrane
Molecular function (GO): ATP hydrolysis activity; ATP binding
Source: RefSeq, a predicted model, not a curated record